This is a messenger RNA of Leptidea sinapis, 4444 nucleotides long. RefSeq lists its product as uncharacterized. The record is from RefSeq and is a predicted model, not a curated record. The transcript has 8 exons. NCBI's taxonomy places the organism in Eukaryota, Metazoa, Arthropoda, Insecta, Lepidoptera, Pieridae. The coding region runs from base 1 to 2355 and encodes 784 amino acids.
AUGUGUAACGUAUUUAUCGUACUCAGUUUAAUUGGAAUAAUAUAUCCUUCUUAUCUGGAAGCUGGAUACAGCUAUGCAAAACCUAAACUGGAGAGAAACAACAUAGUAAACAAAGGUCUCUGGAUUAGGAAUAAACAUGAAAAGGCAUCUUCAGAUGGAUUUAUAUUUAGGACGAACUCAUUAGACGCAGAUUUCACGCCAUUCGGUAACAUUGACAAUCAGAAUGACAAUGUUCAAGAUACGCCAGUCUUUUCCUAUAUCGAUAGAAAUAAGCGGUCUGCGAAUCAUAAAAAUAAAUCGCGUCGUAGGAGAAGUCUAAAAAUAUGCACAAACGGAAAAUGUGAACAAGAUAUAGAUCCGUACAGUAAUGAUGUAAUAGAAAAAGUAAAGCCGGAGAAAGUUUUAGAUGAACCUCGGUAUGAAGUUAUUGAUGAUCUGAAACAUCGAUUUGUUAAGUCUCAAUUAAAUAACAUGAUUCAUUCAGAGCAAGAUAAUAAUAAGAAACUGAACAGAACUCAAACAUUAAUACGUAACACAUCUGUAAUCAAUGCAAAAAAUGAUUUCAAUAAUACACACAAUAUAACUAGCAAUAAAAGAAGCAUGCUUCAGAAAAAUGCAAUUGAAAUGAAAUUGAACAAUGAAUUGGAAAUCAAUGAUCUUUUUAAUGAAACAAAUGAUGUAGCUAAAAUCGAUCGCAGUGUUUUUGAUAAAAAAGAUAUGGAAUGGAAUCAAAAUGUACUAGAACCUGACACGCAUUCUUACAAAGUAGUACCAAAACCAGAAAUACCACGUAAAAAUAAACGUAUAAAUGAACGAGGUCUUAUUAAAAUAUUGUCCAUGUUAACCAAGACGUUUAAAAAAAUCAUGAAACAGCAUUCUGAUAUAAAAACUAUACACAAGCAACUUUAUACCUUAAAUGAUGACUUUACAAAAAGUGUUGAUGUUUUGAGCAGCAAAUUCAGCCAGUUUGAUUCUAAGUACGAGGAUAUUUUAAAGGUUAAUUUAGAUUUGAAGAAAAUCGAGGAGAAUCUGAAAUCGAGAGAGAGAUAUUUUGAAAGCAAAGAAAGAGAACUUUCGAAAAACUUAUUAGACUUUGAGAAUCAACAACGGAAAUUUUUGGCUCAACAGCGACAGUUUUUUGGUGUUCAAAGACUUAUGCUAGAACAAAAUGAAAAGAUAAAUUUAAAACAAAAUUUAAUAGCUAAAACUCAAAGUGAAAUUUCACAAAGACAAAAUAUUUUUGCGAGAAUUUUACACAGAGCCAAACAAGGUGUUAUUACUUCAAGUGCUAAGCCAACGUUAAAAUUAAGUAUAGCCAGGACUAAAAACAUUAGUAAGCAAAACGAAAUGACAAAAAUUAUUUCUUCCAAACUGGCUGAAACAACUGAAGCUAUUAAAAUUAAUUUACUAGCAAAAUCUAAAGUAAAACCUGAAAUAAACUUUGACAAACAUAUAAUGAAUGACAAAGAUAACCAAAGUAUUGACGAUUUGAUUUAUAAAUACUAUUUCAACAAUACUUAUAUAGAUGAUGUGAUGAGGAAUAAAAUAUUGACAGCAAUGGCUGAUAAACGAGACGUGACUAAGAAAAAGGAAAAGCGAAAUGAACCAACCAAGCUGAAAUCGACAUUACUUUUGCCUGUUGGUAGCGUUAAAUCCCUUCAAAGGGAAAGACGAUGGAUUAAACGCUCGAAAAAAAAUAUGAAGAAGAAAGAAAAGACUAUAGUGACUGAACCAAAAGAAACAGAAGUCAACAAGCAGAAUCCUUUUAUAGCUAUGGCGACGAGUUUUUGCACUGAAAUUGGGCAAAAUAUGAAUUUGCAAGUAAUGAAUUGGUGCGUUGAAAAAGCUUUGCGAAGACUUCAUAUUAUGGAUACUCAAUUCACUUCUCUGGUCAUGCCGAAAACACCAAAAAAUAAAAUUAAUACCACGGAUGAUAAGAAAAAUUUUACAAUGAAGAGUAGUUUUGAAGAAUUCAAAACCAUCCUAGUAACAUCAUCUACAUUGAAACCUUCAACAAUUAAUGUUGCUAACGAAAAACAUGACGUGACUGCCGAAAAGUCAAAUGAUAUCUUAAAGUUUUUUCCUGAUAACGACGAAUUGGAAUUGAACCUAAAGCAAUACGAACUCACAACGGACAAUGAAGGUGUUGUUUACUACGAUGGAAGUUUGCAUUCCAGCGAUUUAGGGAGGAAAAUCAAAUUAGGUGACGACGGUGGUGAUUACUCCGAGCUCAUGCCAGGCCUGGACAGCAAUUCUAAGAUCGAAGUGGAUCCUAUGGCUUUUGAUUUUGACGCAAAAAGAAGGGCAAAUGUUCGAAGAAUCAACGAGAAUAUUAGAAAAAUGUCAAAGAUGUAGUAGCGUCGGUGAACAGAAACAAACUGGAGAAAUCAAGAAAAGUUGAUUAUUUACUUGUAGCUAGCCCCGUCUUCGCUCGGGCUAGUAUUUGCAAAACAGUAAAACCUCUUUAAAAUAUUUCAACACUCCGUCCACUUUCCUAACCUUCAUUUCUCAAAUCCUAAACCAAUGCAAGUACAUUGGGCUUGUGGUCCCAAGUGAGAAGAACAUAUUCCCUAGUAGCGUUGAUUCAUGCAGGCAACAAAAACUUCGAUCGAUCUUUUUGUUAUUAGCUUUGCUAACAUCAAAUCUAAAAGACAGACGUAAACUUGUGUUGAAACCUUUUUAAUAAUAAUUCAUUAGCCUUUUAAAUCUUAACCUACAUAACAGAAAGCAAUGAGAACAUUGUGAUAUUUAACUAAACAAUUUGAAAAAUAUUAAUAGUUAUAUAUUUGUGCUUGUCCAGGGCACAAAUAGAAUAGGGAAAUCCCAGGCCCAAGGGCAUUUACCAGUAGGAAGCUUCUUUGCACAGGAUGCCGGCUAGAUUAUUGGUAUCAUAAAGGCGCCUUUUUCUGCCCUGAAGCAGUAAUGUAUUAGCAUUACUGUGUUUCGGUCUGAAGGGCGCCGUACCUAGUGAAAUUACUGGGCAAAUGAGACUUAACAUCGUAUGCUUCAAAGUGACGAGCGCAAUUGUAGUGCCACUCAGAAUUGUUGGGUUUUUCAAAACUCCUGCAUUAAUUAUUCUGAUAUAAUAACUCAAAACUGCUGAAUGUUUUCCAUCACCCGCGUAGUUAUCGCAUCAAGUAUCCUCUCCUCCUUUACCCCCCACAGCUUCUUCCCACGUCCUGUGCAGGCGGCACAUUUAUUGCGAAGAUGUUCUACUUAUAGAUUUUUUACCAACUUUUCCUAAGCCUUAGACUAUACCUGAACGCUGUAUACGGCGAAGUAAUCUAUGAUUCUUUACAAACCACUUUAAUCAAUAUUUUCCUUUCACAAAUCGAAAGCCUCUUUCCGCUGUCUCUAUGUAUACUAUAUCCGUUUUUCCUUUAGGUCGCGUGGUAUACCCUUGUAUAAAAUAAAGUGAAAAAUUAGAUGACUGAAAGAUCAGUUAUUUUUCGAGUUAUUCUCAGCUAGCCCUUUCAUUUGAUACCCAUAUAGUAGGAAUGCAUUAAGAAUAAAUAAUAAUAAAUAAUUUCCGCCAUGUUGUAAGUAUAUUAGGGAUUAUGGAAUAACGUCAAACAGAUAACCACGCAUAGUCACUCAAACUAAAAAUUUCAGCUGAAUCGGUUGAAGAUUUCACCCGAACGUAUACAUUGCAAGUUGAAUAAAAGAUUGUAAAAAUAAAACAGUACUCCAGAAUAUCUUACGAGUAUUCUGAAAACAUGUUAUAAAAUUGAAAUAAUAAUAUUAUAUAAGAAAACCUUAACGCCUUACUCUUUUUUAACAGCAAAAUUGUGUUAACCAACAUUGCUCUAUUUAUUAUAUGUUGUAAUUUUCUAUAUAAGUGAUCUCUAAUGUAAAUAAAUAGAUAAAAUUAUAUAUAAAUAAUAAUAAUAUAUAAAUCCGUCUGUUAUUAGAAGUAAGUUUUACAAUAAUAUUAUUAUAACCUAACUUAAGUUCUGUGGAUUUUGUGAUGUAAUAAUUAAAAAAAUAGAUAAUGUAUGUAUGUGUAUAUUGUGUGUCAUAUGAGUAGUAGGGUGUGUCAUUACUUUAAUGUAUUCAUAAGGCAUUUAAUAUAAGAAAAAUAGCUUUAUACACUUACCCCCUUAUUCAUAACAGUCGGCUAACUUAAAGCAUUGCUAAUUCUCACUCUGUCUUCUUCUAUUGACCUAAGUCAGAAUGAGACAUAACACUCCUUAGCGGCUGUUUUAAGUAAGCGGACUAAUUAUGAAUAAGGGGGUUACUCUCCAAACGAACUUUAAUUAUGUUAAGUUUCAUUUUCAUCCAUUCGCGAAGAUUGUAAAAAAAAGGGGUACAAAGUUUUCUACAUAGAUUAAUAACAUAAUUUGUAUUAUUCAACAAAGGUUUUGGCAGGAUACGUUGAUAUUAGUCCGUAAGAGGAACAAUAAUUGUAUUAUUUUAUUAGCAUCAAUAAAGAUAUAUAGUUUAA